Messenger RNA from Metopolophium dirhodum (rose-grain aphid), 1567 nucleotides. Its product is annotated as skin secretory protein xP2-like. Bases 152 to 1387 code for a protein of 411 amino acids. Lineage: Eukaryota; Metazoa; Arthropoda; Insecta; Hemiptera; Aphididae. The record is from RefSeq and is a predicted model, not a curated record. The transcript is spliced from 2 exons.
ACCCAUACCUAUAUUGUAACAGCCAAAUGCUCGUGUUACCGAGUCCCGUACGUCAUAACGAGCACCAUCGCCCAUCGGCGACUUUACCUAUAUAUAGCCAAUUUGGUUUUCAAAACAUCAUCAUUCAACCGAGCAACGUAGAACAGUCAACAUGAAAUUCACAUCAGCUUUAGUCGUCGUUUUGGUGGCCGUAGCCCUCGUCAGGGCGGACAGCGCAGACAGCAAGACGCACAAACCGGAAAAACGCGGUAUCGUCGCUGAACACGAUUACGAAAGCGGGUUGGGACACAGUUCCAGUCUGAGCUACGGUUCCGGUCUGGGAUUGGGCUCCAGCAUUGGCUUAUCGACCGGAUUAGCUUCUGGUUACGCCGCUCACGGUGGAUCAGCUUAUGGGUCCUCAUACGCUCCAGCUUACGGUGGUGUCGCAAUUGCCGCCGCACCCGCAUACAGUGGGGUCGCAGUCGCAGCCGCACCCGCAUACAGUGGGGUCGCAGUCGCACCCGCACCCGCAUACAGUGGGGUCGCAGUCGCAGCCGCACCUGCAUACAGCGGAGUCGCAAUCGCAGCCGCACCUGCAUACAGCGGAGCCUCAUACUCCGCCGCCCCAGCACCGACCGUCGGCCCAUUGAUCCCGAUCUCCAAGGAUAUACACAUCAUCAACCGUCAUGCCCAACAAGUUUCUGCCCCGUACCCAGUGCCAGUGCAGAGGACCGUCGCCAUCCCAGUGCCACACCCUGUCCCUUACCCGGUAGAACGUCCAUAUCCGGUCCGUGUUGCCGCCCCGUACCCAGUGCCAGUUGAGAGGCCUGUUCCAUACCCAGUAGACAGACCAGUGCCACAUGCAGUGCCCGCUCCCUACCCAGUCCCAGUCGUCCAGAACGUACCUGUACCAGUUUCCCGUCCAGUACCAGUUCCGGUUGUCAGGAGAGUUCCAGUGCCGGUUGCCACACCAGUCGUUGUCCAAGCACCACAGCCAAUCGCUGUUGCUGUCUCAGCACCUGCAUACGGAGGAUAUGGUCUAGGAGCUUCAGCUUACGACGCCAGCUACGGAUCCGCUUCUCUGUCUUCGUACGGAUCUUACGGAUCAGCACCAUCCGUUUCCUCAUAUGGCUCUUAUGGACCAGCACUGUCCGCUUCCUCGUAUGGAUCUUACGGAUCAGCCCUGCCUUCUUCUUCAUACGGAUCUUAUGGACCAGCUCUAUCUUCUUCUUCGUACGGAUCUUACGGGCCAGCACUUUCAUCUUCCUCACACGGUUCUUAUGGACCAGCUCAGGCUUCUUCUUCAUAUGGAUCUUACGGAUCAGAUCUAUCCUCGUACGGACACGAAAGCCACUCAAAAUACGAAAGCGGUGGAUGGACUCCAAUCGUAAAACGUAACUCUAAUUAAUUAAGAGACUACUCUCCCGAGUCCUGGCAUUGCUCAACUCUCAAGUCAGAACUUGUCAAGUUACUAUAUUAUAGUUGAUUAUUAUUAUGUUUUUAUACUUAGAUUAACGUUUUUAUACUUGAAAAAAUAAAUGUCAAUUGUACAAUGCAGUUCGAAUAAAAUGUUUUGUUAAAAAAUAAA